This is a messenger RNA of Xiphias gladius (swordfish), 2695 nucleotides long. RefSeq lists its product as uncharacterized. The record is from RefSeq and is a predicted model, not a curated record. Gene Ontology annotation, cellular component: nucleus. NCBI's taxonomy places the organism in Eukaryota, Metazoa, Chordata, Actinopteri, Istiophoriformes, Xiphiidae. Bases 176 to 1681 code for a protein of 501 amino acids. The transcript is spliced from 5 exons.
CUGGUCCGGCUGCGCUGGGCUGUUGUCGGGGGUUAAUGUCGGAGUGAUUUCGCCUGAAGAGUCGGUUUGAUUUGCCUCAUCUCCUGACACAGAACCAACGGGGCUCGGCCGAUGCUCCCCGCCGGGCCGGAGGCCGUCAGCCGUUAGCCGGGGUUCGCCGGGGUUCAGCGGCGGGAUGAGCUCCUCCGUGGCCCUGCACACCCAGCUGGCCACCGUCAUGGAGUCUCUGGUCCACGCCGCGGUGGCGGAGCUCAAGAAGCUGGUGGAGGACAGCCCCGGCAGCGGCGCCGGAGAGGAGCUGCCUCUGCCGGCCAGAGUUCAGGCCGAGAGCCGGGAGAAGUUGGUGCUGUUUGCCUCCAUCAUGGAGACUCUGGGGAACGAGGCUCUGGGAAAGAUCAUGAACAUCGUGGAUGAAGCCAAACUGCUGGUGGAGCUGGAGCCAGGCAGGGGGGGCAAGAGACCUCAGACCAGCGUCCUCAACGUCCUCAACAACGCACGAGUCGAGCUGGAACACUCGUACGGACUCCGACUGGAGAGCUCCGACACGGACAGGUCCGUUCAGACCAAACCAGAGGAGGAGGGAGCCGAAACGCCAUUUGUGCUGGCGGUCACCGUUAAAGACGAACACGGAAACAUUGACCUGGGAGCCAUCGCUGAGAGAGCUCGAGUCGAAGCCGCUCAGCCGGCUCCCCCUGACCUGGAUCAGCAGCAGAAAGUGUCCAGCACACCUGAGUUUGUCCUGCAGAGCGUCACCUGGAAAUACUUCAUGUGCACGGCGUGCGGUAAAUCUUUCACGUCUCAGAGCAACCUGAAGUCUCACUACCGCAUCCACACGGGGGAGAAGCCGUUCUCCUGCAGCGUCUGCGGCCGAGCUUUCCGCCAGCGGCAGAGCAUGCAGAGCCACAUGCGCACACACACCGGAGAGCGGCCGUACGAGUGUCCGCAGUGCGGCAAGUGUUUCUCCAAACAGGCGCAGCUGAAAACGCACUCCAUCAUCCACACCGGGGAGAAGCCGUACGGCUGCGACGUCUGCGGCCGCCGCUUCAACCUGCUGCAGAACCUGCACCGCCACGCGCACACCCACACCGGCAAGAAGAUCUUCGUCUGCAACGUGUGCGGAAAAGGCUUCACCCGCGCCGUCACGCUCAAAACUCACGAGCUCAUCCACACCGGACAGAAACCCUUCAAGUGCGAGCAGUGCCCCAAGACCUUCCGCCACGCCGUCAACCUCAAGAACCACCAGAGGAUCCACAGCGGCGUGCGGCCCUUCAGCUGCGACCUCUGCGGAAAGAGCUUCCGACAGUCGGUGAACCUGAAGAUCCACCGCAGGAUCCACACCGGCGAACGGCCUUUCAGUUGCCAGGAGUGCGGCAAGACGUUCAGCCAGCAGAGCAGCCUGAUCUCACACGGCCGCACGCACUCCGACGAGAAGCCGUUCGCCUGCAGCUCCUGCGACAAGAAGUUCAACAACGCCAACAGCCUGAAGCUGCACUUGCGCGUCCACACCGGAGAGAAACCGUACGCCUGCGACAUCUGCGGCAAGACCUUCAGCCAGGGCAGCCACCUGAGGACGCACAAGAGGCACGUCCACGCCGGCGGCAAGCAGUACAUCUGUGACAAGUGUGGGAAGAGAUACUCGGACCAGCGCAACCUGAAGCUGCACAAGUGCGGCUACGCAUGAAUGUGAUGACACGACCAGGAAUACUUUCCUCUUCUCGUCAGGUCUGUUUGAUUUGACAAAAUGUUUGAAGUAAAAAUUAGUUUUUCUUAAAAGGAGUCUGGAUCAUUCAGGGAGAACAAGCUAAAUUUUAUUUUGAAUGUUUGGAUUAAAAUUCAUGGUUGUUUUAAAGGUGCUAUAUGUAAGUGUCUGCUAUCGCUACACAGCCAAGGUUAGCAUUGACAGCCGUUUACUUACCGGUCUGAAAGAAACGUCGAGAGUUCCGCAUCAAACUUCCUCCUUUUCCUCACCAACAGAUGCCUCCGGCAGUAGAAAGCAACGCCAGCGUUAACUCUAGUUUUGCUUCUAUUUCUAUCACUACUUUGUUCUACUGAAGUUAGCAUGCUAACCGACAGCGACUCACUGUAGCGUCCAGUCUGCCCAGAAGAAGUAGCUCUGGUCUUAAACGCAACGACGGCUGAAGCUCUGGGUGAGCGACCAUCGCCACCACCUGUUCCCGGUAAGAAACCACGUUCAGCGGCAGAGAAAACGGACAUGUAGCCCCUUUAAGGGAGUUUUGAAUAUUCAGAGACAACAUAAACAAACUUGAAUGUUUGUAAAUGAUGUUUUGUUCAAGAUAGAAUUUAUUUUUUCAGUCUGUUUAGGGGGUGGUGGGUGUGAACCAGGAAGUGGACCUGUUUUAACCAAUCAGAGCUCAUACGUGUUGAUGUGGGCGGAGCCUCUGUUUGAAGUAAGAUUUUCCUUUGAACAGACACUUGAGUGAUGCCAAGCCUUUUCAGUUCAGUGUCGCAUUGAUUAUUGAUUAUUAGGAUGAUUGGAUCAGACACCUGACAGCUGCCUAAUAUAACCCUGCCCGCUGAAAUAGUGUAUUCUGAUUGGUUGAAACUGUGAAUUUAAGUUAAUUAUUUUGCUGAGAUUGUCUGUAAAUAUGCACAUUGUUGCUUCUUUUUUAUAAUUUUAUAGAUGAUAUUUUUCAUGUGUUUGGAAAAUAUGAAUAAAAGCCACAGAGUUCUGUAA